This is a messenger RNA of Ostertagia ostertagi, 411 nucleotides long. Lineage: Eukaryota; Metazoa; Nematoda; Chromadorea; Rhabditida; Trichostrongylidae. The record is from the annotation of a GenBank genome assembly.
AUGCUUCAGAGUGUACCGUAUGCGGCUGACAUCCCAGGCAAUUUCUAUCCAGGACGUCGACUGUUUGUGUCCGGCUUGGUACCAAAAGGUGCUAAACAGUUUCUGAUUGAUUUCCAUGCUAACGCUGAAUUGGCGUGUCGAGUCAAAGCUGUCUUCCCCACAAAGAAAGUGCUUCGUACGUCUCGGCUGAACGAUCGAUGGGGACCAGAGGAACGAAUCGGUGCCGAUCAGGCAUUCCCGUUCAAGAGAAAACAAACCUUCGAUCUGCUUAUUUACUGUAGCGAAAGCAAAUUCGAGAUGCUGGUCAACGACUGCCUGUUUGCGACGUUCGAUCAUCGCACUCCAAGCAACCAAAUCAAUAAGCUGUCAAUCGAAGGGGACAUCAGUCUACUUGGCGUACACCUCAAGUGA